Pyrgilauda ruficollis (rufous-necked snowfinch) is the source of this 1101-nucleotide messenger RNA. RefSeq names its product cyclin-I-like. The transcript is spliced from 9 exons. Gene Ontology annotation, cellular component: nucleus; cytoplasm; cyclin-dependent protein kinase holoenzyme complex. Gene Ontology annotation, molecular function: cyclin-dependent protein serine/threonine kinase regulator activity. Gene Ontology annotation, biological process: mitotic cell cycle phase transition; regulation of cyclin-dependent protein serine/threonine kinase activity. Lineage: Eukaryota; Metazoa; Chordata; Aves; Passeriformes; Passeridae. The record is from RefSeq and is a predicted model, not a curated record. The coding region runs from base 1 to 1101 and encodes 366 amino acids.
AUGGCGGCCGCGGCAGCCCGGGCCAGGCGCUGGCACGGCGGAACAAUAACAGCACUGCGCCUGCGCGCGCCCCGCCCCGCGGCCAGCCCCCGCGCGCUGCGGUGCCCGCGCAACCAAUGGCAGGCGGGGGGAGGCGGGGCCGAAGGGAGCUCAACCAAUGGCGGCGGCGGAGCGGCGGGCCGGGGCCCGACGGGCUGUAUCGCCCCGCUCUCCGCCGCCCUCCCGGGCCGGCCCCGCCGCGGAGCCGAGCCCCGUGCCCGGUACCCGGCCAGGCGGAAUGCCUUAGCCAGAGAGGCCAGGAUUUGGAAAGUGCCAGUUUUCCAGAAUCUCACCAUGAAGGCCCAAUUAAAAUAUCUGCAGUGCAUUGCAAUUUCCUGCCUUGUCCUUGCAGCAAAAACCAAUGAAGAUGAGGUAAUACCAUCAGUGCAGACGCUAGCGGUGCAGAGCAGAUGUAAACACUCUCCAGCCGAGAUCUUGAGAAUGGAAAGAAUUCUACUGGGUAAGCUUCAGUGGGAUCUUUACACAGAAACACCAAUGGAUUUCUUAAACAUUUUCCAUGCCAUGGUGAUGUCCAGCUGGCCCCAUCUCCCACCCAGACUGCCUCAGAGGAAUCCUUCCCUCCACGUUGCACUCUUGACCAAGCAGCUGCAGCACUGUAUGGCCUGCCACCAGCUUGUGCAGUUUAAGGGCUCCACGUUGGUUUUGGUGAUCAUCACCUUGGAGCUGGAGAGGCAGACUCCUGGUUGGUUUCCUGUUAUUAUUGAUCUGCUAAAAAAAGCACAGGUGAACAGCACUGAAUUCAUCCACUGCAAAGAGCUUGUGGAUCUAGAGUUAAUGUGCUUGCAGCCACCCAAUGCUGUUAAUAUUUUCUAUCCCAUCAGCCAAGCUGUGCAGGGCUAUCCCAAGCCCAAAUUCCUGAUCAAACCACUGAGACUGAAGAGUGCUGUGAUGGAUUCAGACUCCUGCACAGUGAGGAUGGGGAGAGCUAAUCUGGCUUGGCCCAUGGGAGCUGAACAGGAGCUGCUGUCGAGGAAUGGGCAGCCCCCACUGCUGCCUCUGCAAGAGAUCUCAGAUGGAACCAAGGUUUUGAUUCAGCAGUGA